AUGGCCUACGUGCUCGGGCAGGUCAGCUACUCCAUUCCCGAAGAAAUGGCCAAAGGCUCUGUGGUUGGCAACAUAGCGAAUGACUUAGGUUUAGAUCUGAAGAGGUUGAAAUCGGGUAAAGCUCGUGUCUAUACAGGAGGCGGUGCAGAAUACAUCGGGCUGAAUAAAGACAGAGGAGUCCUCCUUAUCCAAGAGAGGAUAGACAGGGAGGCUUUAUGUGGUGAGACGACGCCUUGCGCUUUACAUUUCCAGUUAAUUCUGGAAAAUCCAAUGGAAUUGCACCAGCUGAAAAUACUGAUCCAGGACCAGAACGACAACCCUCCUCAGGUUCUUUACCCAGUCCAGACUGGUGGCUCUGUGGUGGCUGAGAUGGUGCCUCGUUCAGCAGAUGUGGGCUACCUGGUGACUAAAGUGGUGGCUGUUGAUGUGGACUCUGGACAGAAUGCCUGGCUGUCCUAUAAACUGCAGAAAGCCACAGACAGGGCGCUGUUUGAAGUGGGCUUACAGAAUGGAGAAAUCAGAACUAUCCGCCAAGUCAGUGAUAAAGAUGCAGUCAAACAGAGACUGACUGUUAUAGUGGAGGACAACGGGCAGCCCUCUCGUUCAGCUACAGUCAUUGUCAACGUGGCGGUGGCGGACAGCUUCCCUGAAGUGCUGUCGGAGUUCACUGACUUUCCACACGACAAGGAGUACAAUGACAACCUGACUUUUUACUUAGUGCUUGCUCUGGCUGUAGUUUCCUUCCUCUUCAUCACGUGUUUAGUUGUUAUUAUAUCAGUCAGAAUCUACAGAUGGAGACAGUCUCGCAUCCUGUAUCAGUCCAAUCUGCCUGUGAUUCCAUAUUAUCCACCACGUUACUCAGACACUUUGGGGACAGGGACUCUCCAACACGUGUACAAUUACGAGGUGUGCAGGACGACUGACUCCAGAAAGAGUGACUGUAAGUUCGGCAGAGCUGGUAGUCAGAACGUGCUGAUAAUGGAUCCCAGUUCUACAGGAACGAUGCAGCGGAUUCAGAGUGAGAAGAGCAUCCUGGAUGAACCAGACUCUCCUCUAGAGGUUGGUUAUUUGGGGGCUCAUUUGUAA
Messenger RNA from Toxotes jaculatrix (banded archerfish), 1086 nucleotides. Its product is annotated as protocadherin beta-16-like. Gene Ontology annotation, cellular component: plasma membrane. The transcript is spliced from 4 exons. Gene Ontology annotation, biological process: homophilic cell-cell adhesion. Gene Ontology annotation, molecular function: calcium ion binding. Bases 1 to 1086 code for a protein of 361 amino acids. NCBI's taxonomy places the organism in Eukaryota, Metazoa, Chordata, Actinopteri, Toxotidae. The record is from RefSeq and is a predicted model, not a curated record.